Mytilus californianus (California mussel) is the source of this 1251-nucleotide messenger RNA. RefSeq names its product splicing factor 3A subunit 2-like. Gene Ontology annotation, biological process: spliceosomal complex assembly. Gene Ontology annotation, cellular component: U2 snRNP; nucleus; U2-type prespliceosome. The transcript has 9 exons. Bases 162 to 1166 code for a protein of 334 amino acids. The record is from RefSeq and is a predicted model, not a curated record. Lineage: Eukaryota; Metazoa; Mollusca; Bivalvia; Mytilida; Mytilidae. Gene Ontology annotation, molecular function: nucleic acid binding; zinc ion binding.
UUCUGUUUUUCCUUGCACAGCUUUUCGUUGAACGAGUGUAAUGCUUUCCCCACUAGUGACCAGUUAAUCGUUAGAAAAGCGUUGUGUUUUGCGAAUAAUAGUCAGUAGUAGCCGGUAAACGGCACAGCUUUCCUCUUCAGAUUGACCAUCUGAAAUAGACCAUGGAUUUCCAACAUAGAGCAGGAGGAAAGACAGGGUCUGGAGGAGUAGCCUCGGCCUCUGAGUCAAACAGAGAUAGAAGAGAAAGGCUACGUCAGUUAGCUUUAGAGACAAUUGACUUGAACAAGGAUCCGUAUUUUAUGAAGAAUCAUUUGGGAUCAUACGAAUGUAAACUCUGUCUGACGUUACAUAACAAUGAGGGCAGUUACUUAGCUCAUACCCAGGGAAAAAAGCAUCAGGCUAAUUUAGCUCGCAGAGCAGCAAAAGAAGCUAAGGAAGCACCCCAACAGCCUGCACCAGAAAAGCCAAGAGUUGACAUUAAAAAAUUUGUGAAAAUUGGUCGUCCUGGUUAUAAAGUGACAAAACAGAGAGAUUCAGAAAAUCAUCAGCAGAGCUUACUUUUUCAGAUUGACUACCCAGAAAUUGUGGAAGGCAUCAUGCCACGUCACAGAUUUAUGGCAGCUUAUGAACAGAAGGUGGAGCCACCAGACAGGAAGUGGCAGUAUUUGUUGUUUGCAGCAGAACCUUACGAAACAAUAGCUUUUAAGGUUCCAAGCAGGGAAGUUGACAAAGACUCUAAGAAACUAUGGACCCAUUGGAACAAGGAAACAAAACAGUUUUUCCUUCAGUUUGCCUUUAAGGGAGACGGCAAGAUUCCAGUUCCAGCACCACCGCCUGGACAACAACAGCCACCACCUCCACCAGCAAAUGUGCCACAACUGCCACUUCCUCCAAGGCCACACAGGAUGCCUAUGCCACCAAGACCUCCUCCGCCACCUGGAGUAAUGAUGAGACCUGGACCUCCACCCCCUAUGCCACCACCACCUGGAGCAUUUAUGGGUCCACCAGGAGGGAUGCAUCAUGGACCUCCUUUGGGCAUGCCGGCACCACCACCCCCUCCUGUGCCCCCACCUGUUCCACCACCUGUGUCAUCUCAUCAUGGAGGUCCUGGACCAAUUGCCCCUCCCCCUCCUCCUCCUCCUUCAAAACCUCCAGAAUCAUCAUAGUGACAUGAACAAAAACAUUCAAGAGAGUUGCUUCUACAUGUAUAAUGAAAAAUGUUAUCAAAUAAAAUCAUGUAUUACAUUCAAA